AGCCCUGAGCCUCAGCUCCGGGCCGCCUGGCUGGAAGUUGGCUGUCCUGCUUCCUGUGACCUUGGGGGCUUGAACAGGACUGGGCCCAGGGCACAGAGACUCCCUUGCCAGGCCUUUUCCCUUAGUUGCUCCUCCCUUGUCACUUCUACUCCGCCCUCUACUGCCCUAAACUGCUUCCUGGGCCAGGACUUUGUUUUUUUCCUGCCCUAGUUGGGGGCGUGGGGAGGGUAUCGCAGCCCCAGUCGCUUUGGGAGACAUGGAGCCCAGGAGGGUGGCUCCUGGGGCGCACGACUGGGGGCCUCGGGUGGACGCGGGGUCCGGGACGGCCGCGGAGCUCGUGUACCACCUAGCGGGGGCCCUGGGCACUGAGCUGAAGGAGCUGGCGCGCCGCUUCGGGCCGGAGGCUGCGGCCGGGCUCGUGCCGCUCGUGGUGAGGGCGCUGGAGCUUCUGGAAAAGGCGGCCGUCGGGCCCGCCCCAGACUCGCUGCAGGUAUCUGCGCAGCAGGCCGAACUGGAGCUGCGGCGGCUGCGGGAGGAGAACGAGCGCCUCCGUAGAGAGUUGCGCUCUGGGCCACAGGAAGAGCGCGCUCUGCUGCGGCAGCUCAAGGAGGUGACCGACCGCCAGAGAGACGAACUCCGAGCUCACAACCGCGACUUGCUGCAGCGCAGCCAGGAGACCGAGGCGUUGCAGGAGCAGCUGCAGCGCCUCCUGCUGGUGAAUGCGGAGCUGCGGCACAAGCUGGCCGCCGUGCAAACUCAGCUGCGCGCCGCGCGGGACCGCGAGAGCGAGCGAGAGCUGCAGCGCGAAGCGGCCGUGGGGCCGCCUCCAGAGCGGGCGCGGGGCCAGGCUGGAGGUCCCGUGGGUGAGCAGGGUCAAGAGCCCGAGCGGGGGGCCCCCGACGCCGGAACCCAGGGGACCCCUGAGAACCCGACGGACACCCCGCCGCAGCCAGGGCGCCCCCCCGAGGUGGGGCAGUGCGGCUUCAGUCGAGCGGAGGUUGAGCAGAUCCUUCAGGAGCGGAAUGAGCUCAAAGCCAACGUGUUUCUGCUGAAGGAGGAGUUGGCCUACUUCCAGCGGGAGCUGCUCACAGACCACCGGAUCCCAGGGCUUCUGCUUGAAGCCAUGAAGGUGGCUGUCAAGAAGCAACGGAAGAAGAUCAAGGCCAAGAUGUUAGGGACCCCAGAGGAAGCAGAGAGCAGUGACGAUGAGGAUGGCUCCUGGCUCCUGCUCUCCAGCGACAAGGGAGACCACCCACCACCUCCACCCCCUGAGUCCAGAAUACGGAGUUUCUUUGGCCUGUGGUAUCGGGGUGAAGCAGAAGCCCCUGAAGCUGACGCCAGCAGUACAGCUCCCAGAGAGCUGCAAGCAGGAGAGGAGGCCACAGAACCACCCCAUUUGGACCCUGUAGGCAGCCUGACAGCCCCCAGCUCCUGACCGGCCCUGCUCUGCUCUUGAUGAAUAUCUUCCACUGGGGCAUCCGUUGCCCCAGAGACCUGACUUUGGAGUCUGUCUGUGGGUGGAUGUGUGCCCUCACAUGAGGCCAGGGUGCCCUCCUUCCCCCCCAAGCUCGCUGCUGUCUUUUCUCUAUCUCUCUUUUUUUGGGGGGGUGGGGGUUGUACCCAUGACACAUGGAAGUUCCCAGGCCAGGGAUCAGAGCUGCGCCACCGCAGAGACUGGAGCCACUGCAGUGACAAUGCCCAAUCCUUAACCCGCUGAGUCACAAGGGAACUCCCCAAAGCUCUUUUCUAAUCCUGGCCUGAGCCAGGGCAUGCCGGGGAGUUCAGCCUACCUUCCUUCUUACAUCUCUGGGCCUAGCCUCGGGGCCACAUGAAAGUGCUUCUUCUCUGAGAGUUUCCCCCUCCGUGAAAUGGAGAGCUGACUUCCUCCCUCCCGGGGGUUGGUACGGAUGGCCUAAGCUAAUUAUAAUAAAGCAACUGCCCUUGAUACCCAGAAA
Molecule: messenger RNA, 1955 nt
Organism: Phacochoerus africanus (Common warthog)
Lineage: Eukaryota; Metazoa; Chordata; Mammalia; Artiodactyla; Suidae
Gene: RILP
Product: Rab interacting lysosomal protein
Exons: 8
Coding region: 257-1435 (392 amino acids)
Biological process (GO): cilium assembly
Cellular component (GO): cytoplasm; ciliary basal body
Molecular function (GO): protein dimerization activity
Source: RefSeq, a predicted model, not a curated record